This is a messenger RNA of Mycena indigotica, 657 nucleotides long. RefSeq lists its product as uncharacterized. Lineage: Eukaryota; Fungi; Basidiomycota; Agaricomycetes; Agaricales; Mycenaceae. The transcript is spliced from 2 exons. The record is from RefSeq and is a predicted model, not a curated record. Bases 1 to 657 code for a protein of 218 amino acids.
AUGCCGCGAAAGAGAGAAGAAGGAAACCCGUACCUGGGUAUCGCCCGCGCGGACCGCGCGCUGGUGCGGACGCUCCGGACCGCACACGGAUGGUCGCUGCGGCGCAUCGCGGACGCGGUGGGGAGCAGCGCGUCGAGCGUGGGGUGUGUUGCACGGAACGAGCCGGGCGACGACGUCGAACGGGAUGCAGGGCUGCUGGAUAGGGACAACUUGUUGAGAAAGGUGUUGGCGGGGGAGGUGAAUCCCGGGCGGACAACAAGGCCCCCCAGGCCGCGUGACAGGGAGGUGACCCAGGGGCAUGACGACGACGACGACGACGACGAACUCGACGUGAUCUCAAAAGCGAACCCGACUGGCACCCCGCUCGCGCCGGACUUGCUUGCCUUCCUCUCUCCGCUCCCGCUCGACCUCGCGCGCCACGCCCCGCUCUUCGCGGCAUACCAAAUGACCUCCCUCGCGGCCCUGCGCCCGCUCUGCGCGUUCCCCGCGGCGGAAAGAAGCGAGGCGCUGCUCGACCUCUUCUUGCCGCCGUUCCGCUGGCACCAGGCGCGUGACGACAUAGCUCAACUCGGCGGCGGCAUGACGCACGUGGAGAUCAUCGCGCUCGACCAGGCGCUCGACAAGCUCGCGAAAGAGGCGCGCCCAAACGCUGGAUGA